Adineta ricciae is the source of this 354-nucleotide messenger RNA. NCBI's taxonomy places the organism in Eukaryota, Metazoa, Rotifera, Eurotatoria, Adinetida, Adinetidae. The record is from the annotation of a GenBank genome assembly.
AUGAACAAAAGUAAUCUUGCACUCUGUCUUAUCUUCGGUAUUGUUUGUUACACAAAUGCAGCAACAAAUAAAGCAACAACAACUGCAUUUUUAAAACAAUUGACAGCUGCAUUGAACAGUACUGGUGCAGGAACAACCAAUUUUCCGAAUUCGGUUGCAUAUGUAACAAACACAACAAAUCAAAAGGUAUUAUUAAGCGGCGAACAAGGAUGCAUUAAUUUCUUUUAUGGUUUAUUAGCUGCAUUUAAAACUGAUUUACAAAACGAUAAAGUCAAAGUUGAAGAUGCUCGACAACAAUUUAAUCAAUUUAUUCAAAUGAAGUUUCCAAAUCUUGCUCCACUUCUUCCAAAAUAA